Molecule: messenger RNA, 1133 nt
Organism: Perca fluviatilis (European perch)
Lineage: Eukaryota; Metazoa; Chordata; Actinopteri; Perciformes; Percidae
Gene: apnl
Product: actinoporin-like protein
Exons: 3
Coding region: 177-737 (186 amino acids)
Biological process (GO): pore complex assembly; monoatomic cation transport; cytolysis in another organism
Cellular component (GO): pore complex
Molecular function (GO): channel activity
Source: RefSeq, a predicted model, not a curated record
GUCCAACUGGGGUUGUGUUACAAGUGGGAGGGUUUCCUGGGUGAUGGCAUACAUCCUUGUUUAUAAAAAAAAAGAAAAGAAAAUACAGGCGCCUCCCUUCUAGGUAACUUUUCCCAUUUCGGGACUUGGUAGCAUCAACAGAAGUUCUCAGCAGCCGAUCUCACACCCAUUCCAACAUGACGGAGUCAGCUGAAGCUGUAGCAGCCGAUGUGAACAGCAAGAGAAGCGUUACCAUUGAAAUUAUAAAUGUCACUACCAACUACUGCCUCAUCAACCCCAGGGUGUACCUUGAGAAUGGGGAGACAUACAACCCACCUCAACCCACAGUGCGCCCACUAAAGACAGAGGUCUGCACUUUCACCAAGUCCAGCGGCAAAGCAACCGGCAGCAUUGGUGUGCUGACCUACGACCUUUUCGAGAGAACUCAGAACGACCACAUUGAGACUCUGGCCAUCAUGUUCUCAGUUCCAUGGGACUACAACCUGUACAAGAACUGGUUUUCAGUGGGUAUCUAUCAAAAGGGACGUAACUGUGAUAAGGAUUUGUACAAAGAAAUGUACUACGAGAAAAACCAGCAGGAGCAUGGGUUUGUCAGGGAGGAAGCCAUUGGAUCAGGAAUCAAUUAUGUGGGAAACUACCUAGAUAUCAAGGCCACAAUGAGUCCCCUGGGCAAUGCCAUCAUGAAGGUAGAGGUGUGGGAUAAGCUUUUCACACCCCUGGGCCAGCAGGCUCACUAGAGACCCCUCCAAACCAGUAUUUCUGUCAUGUGUCCCAGCAGCAGAAUUCAUCCCUCCACCUCAAGCGUUUACUGUUUUAAAUACAGUCAACACACAUGAUUUAACAGUUGUGUUGUUGCUGACAUGUGUCUGUAUACCUGGGUAUUACCCCUCAGUAAAUCUGCUUAGGAGUUCAGUUUGUUUAUAAAUCCAUGCAGCAAUAACCCCCCUUUAUAGCCAAAGCCUCUGUCUGUUUCUACAGCAUCCGGUUUUAAAAUGGCAUCUUUAGAAAUGAAAAUCAAAGCAUGACUCACCCGGAGGACGAGGGCACGCAAGCUUAAUAAAACACACUAAGAGUCUGUCUGUGUUUACCUUGACACUGUAUUCUGAGGAAUAAAAUAAACCUUUUUUGAUGAA